CCCAUUUCUUGUUGUCUGCAAGUGCUGAUAAUAAUAUUAAUAAAAUCAGGUAGAAAGAAAGACGAAAACGCAUGACAGGCUGCAGACCAACACGAAUAAUCCACAUCAGUAUCACGUUUCCUCAACGUCCUUCCCUUUAUUGUCGCUUUUCACGCCUCCCGUUGAUCAAAUCCGAUGCUGGGAUGAGAAUCCCGUCUCCCAUCGGUAAAGUUUCAAUCUUUUCUUCGAAACUGAUUAUGGUAUUUGAUUCUUGCAUUGAUUUUCCAAGUGGCAUCUCUGAUAUUAUAGUUUUUAUCUUUGAAGAUGAAGGCGAAGAGGAAGAAGAUACUUCUUUCGUCUGUUUGUUUAUGGUUCCCUUACCAUUCCAGAAAUGAUUGGAUUUUAAGGUUUGAUUAAUUAAUUGGUGCAAUCAGAAAAUAGAUGAGAGAAAGGAGAGAUCUCGGACCCGUGCUUCUAAAAUAUGGGGUAGCUGUUGCUCUCUCUCUUGGGGGAGUUCUUUAUACCAUUUUGCGAAACAAGGGGAUUAAGCCGUCCAAACGCACCCCUAUAUUGCCUCCGUGUACAGAUUAUGAUCACUCUUUGCAGACUACACCUCGUGCUUGUACUUCUGGUUCUAUGGCAUCCAAGAAACUUGCAGACCUCACAGAAAGAAAGGAUGAUGGGCUGCUCUUGCCAGAGUUCAAUGAGAUUGUGAGGGACUUUAACUUGGCCUCCACCCCAACGACGGGGUUUUCUCCAAGAAAAGAUGUGGAUCUGAAAUACCAAGUUUCGGCAUUGAGGGAUUAUAUAUCUGUUGAAAGGGAUGAACAUGAUGAAGAAGUUAGGAGGUUAAAGGGCAUUGUUAAAACUCUCAAGGAAAGGGAGAGGGCCCUUGAGAUCAAAUUGCUUGAGUUUUACGGCCUUAAGGAGCAAGAAACUGUUGUAAUGGAGCUUCAAAAUAGAAUAAACUUCAACAACAUGGAGACCAAGCUUUUAGCUUUAAAGAUUGAAUCUUUGAAGGCAGAUAAAAAGAGAUUAGAAGCACAAGGGGCUGAGUAUACAAAGGUAGUAUCAGAACUGGAAGCAGCAAGAAUGAAAAUAAAGCAGCUGAAGAAAAAGAUAAGGCAUGAAGCUGAGAAUAGGAAGGAGCAGAUGUGUGCACUUCAGGAAAAGGUUAUGAAGCUUCAUGAUGAGGAAAAGAAGGUUCUUGAAAACUUGCACCAUAAAGAAAAGAAGGUUCUAGAAACAGAGUCAGAAGUUCGUAGAAUGCUUCAAAGGAUAGAGGACUUGGAGUUAGAAGCAGAAGAGUUGAGGGGCUGUAACAAUAGUUUGAGGAUAGAAAAUUCUGAAUUGGCUCAGAGGUUGGAAUAUGUUCAAAUCAUUGCCACUUCUGCUCUUGAUGAAGAAGAGAUGGAUGCAUUAACUGGUGAAGCAGAACGGUUAAGGAAACAAAAUGAAGACAUGGCAAAGGAAAUCGAGCAACUCCAAGCAGACAGGAGUGCAGAUGCCGAAGAGCUGGUCUAUCUCCGUUGGGUAAAUGCCUGCUUGCGCUAUGAGCUAAGAAAAUACCAGUCAGACCCUAGCAAAACAGUUGCAAGGGAUCUUAGUAAGUCAUCAAGUCCCAAUUCAGAGGAGAGAGCUAAACAACUGAUUCUCGAAUAUGCACAUAGAGAAGGCGUGAGCCCGGACUUUAGUUCGGGCUGGUCAUCUUCCCAAGCUUCACUUUUUACCGAGUCCGUUGAGCCUGCUAAUGAUGAUAAUUCAUCAACAACAACCCGCAAGUCGGGGAAAAGAAAAGUUUUUGGCAAGCUAAUGAAGCUAAUGCGCGGGAAGGGCAAGUCGGGAACUUCUUCAUCUGACAGCUCAUUCAGACAAUCUGUUAACAGAUCAAAAAUAGGAAGCUAUCAAGAUGAAGAAGGCAUGUGCAGGAACAAAUCGCCUCAUCAAGAAAGUUUUCAUAAAUCUGAGUUGGAGAAAUAUGCAGAGGUUUUGAAGGAAGGUCGUAGUUAUCUGCCUCCAUCCAGAAGCAGGAGGUCUGCAUCGUUUGGUUCAUUAGCUUAAGGAUGAAGUGAUAAUCUUUAGAUUUAUAGGAUUAGAUUAGGUUAGAACUGUAAAGCUAUUGCUUGUCAAAACUUUUUCAAAGUUAAAUAAUAGGUACCAAUGACUUUACAGGUAUUCAGCAUUUGCAUACUACAAACAGUGAAACCGUUACAUUUAGCUUUUUGAACUAAAAAAACCAAUUUUUUUU
Cuscuta europaea is the source of this 2227-nucleotide messenger RNA. The record is from the annotation of a GenBank genome assembly. NCBI's taxonomy places the organism in Eukaryota, Viridiplantae, Streptophyta, Magnoliopsida, Solanales, Convolvulaceae.